GGAUUAAAGCUGUUUCAAAUCUCAGACCACAAGGUGGCAUUGUAAGAUUUGAAGUGAUGGAAAAACAAUUUUAGCAACUUGCCAUAAAUAAAUGUGUUAUUUCUUGUGAAAAGACGCUUAAAUGAACCAUGAAUGACAAUUUGAGGUUUUUGUCAGAUUUGAGCAAUUCAGCAAGGUUUUAUUUCAGGUUGUGACCCAAAAUUUCUUAUAUCUCUGUUUAGACGAAAACUUCAUCCAGAUGGCAAUUUUCAGUAAAUGCAACUCAAAGUCUUAUUACAGGUGAUAUAAUGACAAAUAGUGAAAGCAAAGAGAGGCUUUACACAAUCAAAUACAAAGAAAAAUGAAAUAAAACCUGGAGAGAAAUGCAAAUAUUUCUACAUCAUGAAAGAGGAAAGAAUAGAACAAAACAGGAUCAAAUAGAUAAUCAUGUAAGAUAUUGCCAGAGAAGGUCGCGGAGGUCCUCGCUCAGCCCUGAUGCAGGGUUCCCUCUGCAGCCCUGUGUCACUGUGGCUGCAGCGGGUGGACCCCGCUGAAAAGCCUCAGGCCGCUUCCUCAUGACAUCACAUGGUUGCAGAAUGACUGGUCCAACAUUCGUCUGAGAGGCAAGACUUCCUAAACAUAGAGCGCGGCCACAGCUCUGUUGAUACUGAGGGCGGAAAAAGACUCCUGUUUCUUCUGCUCGACAUCAGCAGAAGGAGCCUGAAACCACUUCAUGUGUAUUCAUGAGCCACAAAGUUGUCGGAGUCCUCAACGUCUGAUGCUCCUGCCUCUGUUGUCAUGGCAACUGUGAGGGCCGCAGGGGACCGGAUGCAGGUCCAGUGAGGAGGAUUUCACUCAGGACUGCCUCUGAAGUGCACGAUACUGACCACACACAGCCGAGCUCGAGGGUUUGUGAGGGAAAAAAAAAACAAAACAAAACAAAAAGACGUCGUCGCAGACAUGGAGGAAGAGCAGGAGGUCAGGGUGAACGGCUUCGGAGGCAGGAGGGGCUCGGACUGGGGUCGCAUCACCCUGCUGGACAAGACCAAGGAGUUCUUCCAGACCUGUGACGUGGAGGGCAAAGGCUUCAUCACUCGCACAGACAUGAGGAGGCUCCACAGAGAGCUGCCUCUGUCUGCUGAGGAGCUGGAGGAUGUAUUCGACUCCCUGGAUGCGGACCACACUGGUUACCUCACUCUGGAGGCAUUUUCAUCAGGAUUCAGUCAGUUCCUGCGCGGUCGGAGAAUCUCUGUGGCCGAUGAUCAAUACCCGGCACCCGGCCCCAUCCAUCGAGCGAAGGAGGCUUUCUACCAGAGCCAAUGGGAAGCCAAGCUGUCUGCAGUUGAGGAUGAGGAGGAGAGGCACUUCUGUAUGCUGCUGGAAAGCCUGGGAGCCAGUAAUGUGUUUGAAGAUCCAGGGGAGGUGCGCAGUCUUUGGGCCCAGCUCAGGCGAGACGAGCCUCACCUCUUGUCCAAUUUCGAGGAGUUUCUCGCCAGAGUCACCCACCAGAUUAAAGAAGCCCAUCAGGAAAAGAGAGAGAUGGAGAGUGCACUCCAGAGGAAGGCUGCAACACACGACAGCGAGAUCCGCCAUUUAUAUGAAGAAAUGGAGGCACAGAUCAAAAAUGAGAAAGACAGGCUGUUACUGAAGGACUCCGAGCGCCUUCAGCUGCGCAGCCAGGACCUGGAGCACCAGCUGUUUUCAAAGGAAAGAGAGCUGGAUCAGCUUUUCCAGAAGCAGAAACGGCUGGAGCUGCAGUGCCGAGACCUGAACAGCGAGAAGCAGGAGAGCCACGUGGAGAACGUCAAGCUGAAAAUGACCAACGACGAGCUUUCCCGGGCGCUGGAGAGCACGAGCCAGGAGCUGACGCUGGCCCAGGAGCAGCUGGCCAUGCUGCAGGAGCAGGCCGCCCGGCUGCACCAGGAAAAAGAGAUGGAAAUGUACAGAGUGACUGAGGGACUGCAGAGGGAAAAGCAAAGCCUCAUGAAGCAGCUUGACCUGCUCAGAGAGAUGAACAAACAUCUGAAAGAUGAGCGAGACAUAUGCUGCGGCGUUCCUCGAACCUCACUCAGAAAGAAGCAGAAGCAGAGAGCCGGCCUCGCCGACUUAUUUGACGACACCAGCCAAAUGCCAAAAAGAGCCCCACUGUUGGUGGAUGGGUCGUACCAGUCUCUGGAGGCCUUGCCUAUAGAGCACCUUCAAAUCGUGUUUGUUGCUUCCUCCUCCUGUAGUGAGGAUGAAGCCACUACCAACAGUGCUCCCUCCGCCAUGAUCACAAGCCCCGCGUGUCAACAGCGCCCUUCGGCGAGGAAGACCUCAGGCCUAGCCAACGGCUACGCCAACAGCGCUCAGCCCAAAGUGCCGGAUGUGAAGGCGAAGGCCAAAAAGACGUCCAGCAAAAUGGCCGCUAACAAGCGGUUGAUGGGAAAAAGCAGAGAGCGGUCGAGGAAGGUGGGAAUCGAAAGGAAAGCAGGGGUGGACGAUGAGGUCUUGGAUGCCCCGCCGGAUGGCUGGCCCCUCCGUCGAGUCAUCUCCAUCGAGGAGGACCACCUGCCCCACCUGCUCCAAGGUGGACCCCAGCUUCUGCUGCACCAGCUCAGUGAGGAGGAAGACGAGGAGGAGGAGGACGAGGAAGAAACAGAAGCACCGAGCGACGUUGAAUCUAGCGUCGUUAUGGGGACAGACCUCUCUGCCACGCCGCCGUCCAGUCACAAACUGCUAUCAACAGACGCUUCUCCGACAAAGAAAUCCUGUUUCACCCGCAUGAAGAAGACGCCAGUGUCUGCAAGAGGACAGCCUGUUGGAAAGGAGACCCAGCAAAAAGCACAAGAAGGAGCACUGUUAGCUCCGGAUCGUCUGUUUAAGGUAGUCCUGGUUGGGAACUCCAGCGUCGGAAAGACAUCACUGCUGCGCUCCUUCUGUGAGGGCCGUUUCCUCCCUUCCACAACCGCUACUGUGGGUAUCGACUACAGUGUGAAGACGUUAACUCUGGAUAACAUGCAAGUAGCUAUGCAGCUUUGGGACACAGCCGGUCAAGAGAGGUACCGGAGCAUAACCAAGCAGUUCUUUCGAAAGGCAGACGGCGUGGUGGUGAUGUACGACGUCACAGUGGUCGAGAGCUUCAAGGCCGUGCGGCCGUGGCUCGCCAAUGUCCAGGAAGCAGCAGGGGAGGGGAUCCCUAUUCUUCUGCUGGGAAACAAAAUGGACAUGGAUGAAGCCAGGGAGGUGUCAUUUAAAGAGGCAGAGCAACUUGCUUAUGAAAACAGGGUGAUGUUCUUUGAGGUCAGCGCCUACACAGGCAGGAAUGUGACAGAGUCCCUGACGCAUCUGGCCAGAGUGUUAAUGGAGCAGGAGGACCAUGUGAGAGACACAACAGUCAUCCUCAGUGCUCAGCCGGUGAAGAAGAAAGCCUGCUGCAAGUGAACCAACGCUCGCAUUAUUGGCGAUACCAUUCGGCAUACUCAAUUUACUGAGUUCUGGAUUACUUCUGGACAGUCAACAUACAUAUUUGACGGUGAAAACAAAACAUCUGCUGGAGGUGACGCGAACCUGCAGUAUGAAUAAGUGAAGCUCAAAAGAGCAGUUAAAACAAGGAACUGCUCCAUUUCCUGUAAAUAACAUUGUCGUGCCUUAUCCAUGUUGCGCUGUCGAUAUGAUCUUCAGUAGGAAAAUCCACGGUAUUAUUGUUAGUCCGCAGGAAAUUCAGAUAGUGCUGUAACUUUUUUCUAAAUGCAGACUUGCACGUCUUAAACCAGGAGUGUCAAACACAUUUUAAUUUAAGGGCCACGUACACUCCAAAUUCACCUCGAGUGGGCCAUAUCGAUAAAAUUGAGUCAUAAUGACCUUUAAAUUUAAAGCUUUGCACUAUGGGUGUUUUUAAAAAUUCAUCCUGACAGCAUGGCUUUUGAAGCUAAUGCUCAUCACUGAUAUCUCAGUUCGAGUCUCAGUGUUGUGUUGUGUCCACUACACUUAAAAAAUAUAUAUCUUUGAAAUUUUUACAAUUGGCUUCAUGGCUUGGCGGGCCUUUUUGCAGCCUCUUGUGGGCCAGUUUUGACCCACAGGCCUUAUGUUUGACACCCCUGUCUUAAACAGUCUCUGCAUUUGUCUGUGGAAGAUUAUACUAUGUAGGAAAAAUUGACUGAAAAUAAUGUAGCAAAAGUGUAACUUGAUUCUCUGACAUUUUAUUCAUCAUCACAUACAUUUUUCAUACUCUAUGUUCGUCCGUGCUCCAAACCAACAUGGCGUAUUGCAUUUGUUUGUUACUCUUUAGCGAUGUUGUUCUGUUUUAUUCUUGCACCAAAGUCCAAUUGUUCUGAAUUAUCAUCAAUUGAACAAAUAAACAAAUUACAGUUCACUUGUUUUUUUUUUUUCCUGAAAUCACUUAACUCAAACAGUUUUACA
Messenger RNA from Salarias fasciatus (jewelled blenny), 4380 nucleotides. RefSeq names its product calcium release activated channel regulator 2Ab (gene cracr2ab). The record is from RefSeq and is a predicted model, not a curated record. The coding region runs from base 940 to 3402 and encodes 820 amino acids. Gene Ontology annotation, molecular function: GTP binding; GTPase activity; calcium ion binding. The transcript has 18 exons. Lineage: Eukaryota; Metazoa; Chordata; Actinopteri; Blenniiformes; Blenniidae.